AUGAGAUUCGGGAGAGAGUUUGCGUCUAAGAUGAUCUCAGAGUGGCAAGAAGCUUACAUAGAUUACCCUUACCUCAAAACCAUCCUUCAAGACAUCCAAGCAAACCGGAAAUUUUCAGUUUCCAACAAUCAGACAAAACCUUCCUUCGCACGCAACCUAACUAGACGCUACACCCGCAACGCCUCUGUCUCUGAGAAUCACGUCAUUAUUUUCAACACUGUCACUCAUGCCGACUACGAGCACGAUGUGACUUACGAGACGGCGUUUUUGAAGGCAGGAGAGCCAGGUGGAGACUCUGAGGCUGCCUUCUUUAGAACCCUAGAUCGAGAGUUCAACAAGGUGAAUAGCUUCUACAGGUUGAAAGUGGAGAAAGCCAGGAACGAGUCUUUGGCUCUGAGUAAACAGAUGGAUGCUUUGGUUGUGUUCAGACACAGAGUUAAGGAGAAGAAACAGUCUCCCUCUGAUUCUGUCUCAGUAGACAUCAACACCUUGUCUAAACAUAAAGUGACAUUAGGUGAUCUAAUGAAGAACGAGGAAGCAGCCAGUGAGAGUAUUCUUGAGGGUAUCAGGAUGAACAGAACACUGGAAACUCCACUCUCCACUAUUAAAACCAUCCUCAAGGUUAAUAAGCAAGAGGAAGAGCUCAAGUUCACAAGAGAGAAUCUCAAGAAAGUUGAGGAGAGACUUCAGAGAGCGUUCAUUGAGUUUUAUCAGAAACUUGGACAUGUUAAGAACUAUAGCUUCUUGAACACGUCAGCGGUUUCCAAGAUCAUGAAGAAGUAUGAUAAGAUAACUGCAAGAAAUGCUGCAAAGCAGUACAUGGAAAUGGUGGAUAGCUCUUACCUAACUAGCUCUGAUGAAAUUCACAAGCUGAUGGUAAGAGUUGAAUCAACUUUCAUUCAACAUUUCUGCAAUUCAAACCGGAGACUAGGGAUGAACCUCUUAAGACCAAAAGAGAACAAAGAAUGUCAUGGAAUCACAUUUUCCACCGGCUUCUUCUUUGGCUGUGUUAUUUCUCUCAUAACAGCUCUUGCUCUGAUCAUCCAUGCCCGGAAUAUCAUGGGAACACCAGGACAAAGAACAUACAUGGAAACAAUGUUCCCUCUUUACAGGUUCUUUGGGUUUGUAGUCUUGCAUGUUGUUAUGUACGCUGCUAAUAUCUACUUCUGGAGGAGAUACCGUGUGAAUUACUCUUUCAUAUUUGGAUUCAAACAAGGCACUGAACUUGGUUAUAGACAUGUUCUACUUCUAAGCUUUGGUCUUGGUACACUUUCUUUGUGUGCUGUCUUGUUGAACCUUGAUAUGGAAAUGGAUUCUCAAACAAAAGAUUACAGAAUAGUCACUGAACUUAUUCCUCUCUUCCUCCUCGCUCUAGUGAUUGCCAUUACUCUUUGCCCCUUAAACAUUCUCUAUCGGUCAAGCCGAUUCUUCUUCCUCACGGUUCUGUUCCGCUGCAUCGCUGCACCGUUUUACACGGUGAAUCUUCCAGACUUUUUCUUAGCAGAUCAACUAACAAGCCAGGUUCAAGCACUGAGGAGUCUAGAGUUCUACAUAUGCUACUAUGGAUUUGGAGAUUUCAGACAAAGACAACGAAACACAUGCAGAUCAAACAAUGUUUUCACAACAUUCUACUUCAUUGUAGCUGUUAUACCUUACUGGUUACGGUUUCUUCAGUGCAUCAGAAGAAUAAUUGAGGAAAAAGAUCUGAGUCAUGGAUACAAUGCCAUCAAGUAUCUCUUGACCAUCGUUGCUGCUUGUCUCAGAACAGCAUAUACUCUUAACAGAGGAACCACCUGGAACAUCACAGCUUGGGUUUUCUCAGGAGUUGCAACGCUUUACGCAACUUACUGGGACAUUGUUAUUGACUGGGGGUUGCUUCAAAGAGGAUGUAAGAACGGUUUCUUGAGAGACAAGCUUCUUGUUCCUCACAAAUCCGUGUACUACACUGCAAUGGUGUUGAAUGUUUUGUUGAGGUUAGUGUGGUUGCAAACAGUUUUGGAUUUGAAAUUCUCUUUCUUACAUAGAGAAACUCUUGUGGCGCUUCUGGCUUGCCUUGAGAUCAUACGCAGAGGUAUAUGGAACUUCUUCAGGCUGGAGAAUGAGCAUUUAAACAAUGUUGGGAAGUUCAGGGCGUUCAAAUCUGUUCCAUUACCAUUCAACUACCAAGAAGAUAGAGAUCAAGACAAUUAG
This is a messenger RNA of Eruca vesicaria subsp. sativa (arugula), 2190 nucleotides long. The record is from the annotation of a GenBank genome assembly. NCBI's taxonomy places the organism in Eukaryota, Viridiplantae, Streptophyta, Magnoliopsida, Brassicales, Brassicaceae.